GUCAUUAGCUGUUUUGCUUCAGCUUUCAGCCAGCCAAUUUUUAGCAAAUUUUUAUGAGCGAUGGUGUUUUUGUACGUUUUAAAUUAAAACUACGAUAACGAUUAUCAGAUAGAAGAUGACUGAUUUAUGCGCUCUCUGUUUGUCCAAGGACAGAAUUCUCACUCCAUUACAGGACAAAUAUUGGCUAAAUUUACUAUCUCUACUACCAAUAGAGGAAACUCAGUAUUUUAAACACCUCCACGCUAAGUUUUCCCUGAAACUAUGUUGGGAAUGCCGAACAAAGAUAUAUAAAUUCAGUCGGUUUGUGGAAAAAUCUCAAAAAUCAUUACAAGUGCUUGAAAGUUACUUGACAUAUUCUAUUGAGCAAGAGCCUCAAUCUCUAUCCACAUUGUCAAAAUCCACAGUACUCAUUGAAGAGUACCCUCCAAAGAAAUCACAAGAUCUGGUAGUAGAAGUAGAGAAAAACAGAGAUAAUGACAAUAGAAGUAGUGACUAUGUAAAACAGGAAACUAAAGAACUGGUAAAAGAAGAGCAAUCUAAACUUUUGAGCAAUGAAACAAAUGAAUGUAAAGAAUAUGAAAAUGAAGAUACCAUAAAAGAAGAAAAUGAUGAUGAUGAUCACUUCACAGACAAUUUCGAGGAUUUACUUAAUAGCUCUAAUUUAUAUGUUGGACCACUUGAAACCACAGAUAGCAAAAGAAACUGUACCAGAUCUAAAACAAAAUUAAAAUUUACACCCAAUGUUGUGAAAGCUAAGAAAAAAGUGGUUAAAAAUAAAAUUUACAAAGAGGAUGCUAAUAAAAGCACAGCAGAGAUAGAUGUUUUUGAUAAAUUUAGUAAAGUAGUAAUGACGGAGGAAGAAAUGCAAAAGAAUAGAGAAAUUAAAAGAAAUACUCCAAACUAUAGAAGAAUCGCUAUGAAAUGUGAUACAUGCGUUUUAGGAUUCAAUAAGAAAGAAACAUUUGACGAACAUAUCUUAAAGAAACAUCAUAAGAAAAACGGUAGCAUAGUAUGCCCUGUGUGUCAGAUAAGAUUUACGAAUGUCGAAACGAUGGACCGUCACAAAAACAAGCACUACACAUAUUACACGUGUAAAUUGUGUAAAUAUGAAACUGUGAACUUGUCGUUUGCCAUUUCGCAUUGUAAGGAGAAACAUAAAGAUGACUCGUGUGAAAGUAUACAUUGUCGAGAGUGCACAGAGGUUUGCAAGUCACUUGAAGAUCUAUCUCAGCACAUGCAGACGCAACAUCUAGUCAUAUGUAAUGAGUGCGGAGAUAAAUUUAAAGGAAAGGAUGUUUUAAGAGCUCACUUGCGACGCAUCCACGCGCGCUCAACCCCCUUCACUUGUGCGACUUGCCGCCGCACGUUCCGCUCCGCCGCCCGACUGCAGGCUCAUGUCGCGCGCCACGGCGACCGGUCGCUCAGCUACUGCGCGCCGUGUCGCCAACAGUUUAAGAAUAUUUAUGUGUAUAGAAGACAUUUAGUCACGAGCGCGCAGCACGUUAAGGAUACGUAA
Plutella xylostella (diamondback moth) is the source of this 1516-nucleotide messenger RNA. The record is from RefSeq and is a predicted model, not a curated record. NCBI's taxonomy places the organism in Eukaryota, Metazoa, Arthropoda, Insecta, Lepidoptera, Plutellidae.